Heterobasidion irregulare TC 32-1 is the source of this 2152-nucleotide messenger RNA. RefSeq lists its product as uncharacterized. The record is from RefSeq and is a predicted model, not a curated record. Bases 284 to 2152 code for a protein of 622 amino acids. The transcript is spliced from 5 exons. Lineage: Eukaryota; Fungi; Basidiomycota; Agaricomycetes; Russulales; Bondarzewiaceae.
CCCCCAUCUGUCCACGUCAUGGCCUCCACACUGCCAUGGCUACCGGGCGCCCAGCGCGCCACCAGCGAGACUGUUCAUGUAGAGGCGGCGGAAUGCGAGGCCGGGGCAUGCACGUUGGGGCACGCCCGAGCACGCAUCGGGGCGCGGACACUUGGCAUGGAAUAGGCAGCCCUCUUCCCUUUCUCGUCGCCCAGCCCUCGCUAUAAGUCCUCCGUGCCCUCCCCUGCCCUGCCCUGCCCCCUGUCCGUUCACUCGCCCAUGCUCUGAGUCUCCGCCCGUCCCCAUGUCCGUCCCCCACCCCGUGCCCCCCGCCCUCCUCCUCGCCAUCCCCACUCUCUCCCUCGUCCUGCUCUCCAUCCAGCUCUCCACCUUCCUUCGCUCCCGCUCUCUGCACCACUCACGACCCCCCCGCUCUCUCUUCGCCCAUCGCCGCUCUGCCGCCUUCAUACUCGCGUCCCUCGCUCUCCUCGCUCUCCUCUCCGCCGCCCUCGGUCUCUCCGCCUUCGCGAUCCGCGCCCAAAACCCUUCCCGCUCGGCCGACCACGCCCUCGCCAGCCAGAUCGCCCUCGCGUGUCUUAAAUUUGAGCUCGGUGCCGUUGUAAUAUACCUCCUCAACCACCGUGCCCUGGUCGAGCCCAUCUCGCCCUCCACCUUCCUUGACUUUAAUCGCAUCCGCCUCUCCUCCAUCGUCCUCGCCCUCCUUCUCACGUCCUGUACCAUCGCUUCCGUCGUGAUACCCGCUCUCCACUCCCCCUACCCCGCAGCCGCCCUCCCCGCCCUCCUCUGGUUCCUCUUCCUCUGCCCCGCCCUCACCUUCUCCGAUCUCCUUUACUUUCGCUCUCGCGCCCGCGCGUUCCGCACCCACGUCGACCCGCCCGGCUCGGGGCGCCUCUCGGCCGUCUGGCUCGCCCUCGGCGUCGCACAGGUCGCCGCCGUCCUCUCCGCCGCGUUCUCCGCCGCCCCGCCGGGCGACGACGCCCUCCGCGUCCCCGCAGCGCUCUUCACAGUCUUGUGGGCCGUGUUCACCUCGCUCGCGUCCCACGCCCUCUUCUUCCUCCCCACCCACUCGCCCACCGCGCUCCCCCUCCACUCCUCCCCACCGCUCCCGCGCCCAGCCCCUGCCUGGCGCCCGCACUCGUCUCGCCCGCACUCGGCCCGCCCGCCCUCGUCGUCGCGCCCGCUCUCGCCCGCGUCCGUGCAGACAAUGACGUCGGAGGACUUUACGCACCUGCACGACCCGUUCGCGUCGCCCCCGCCGCUCUCGCCCGCGCUGCACCCGCACCCGCAGUCCCCGCGGCAGUCGUACCGCUACAGCACGCCGCUCCCGUUCGCGUUUCCGCCGACGCCGCCGCCCGACGGAACUUCGUCGUCGCCGCGCCCGCAGGGGCGCGCGGGGCGGAGGGCGCAGAGCAUGCGCGCGGGGUUCCGCGGGGGACGGCCGGGGGGCACGCGCCCGCGCGUGCAGAAGAAGGGGUCGGCGCGGCCGCUCGUGCCGCUUGCGUCGGUGUCGUCGUCGUCGCAGGACAGCACGUACGGGUCGGGCGACGGCGAGGGCGAGGGCGAGGAGGACGCGUUUGGGGACGGGGGGUACGCUGGGCACGUGGCCCACGCGGGACUCGGGGGCGGGGUCGGGCUGGGGCUCGAGCUGGGGCCAAGGGUGGGGGAGAUGGGGGAGGCGAGGCGCGCGGGGGCGGGCGGAGGUGGGGACGAGGAGGAUGCGGACGGGUUUGCGUUUGUGCAUGGGAGCGCGCGGGAGGAGGCGCGGCUGACGCAGGUGCUGUUGCGCACGCUGGAGGAGGCGGGCGCGGGCGCGGCGGGCGGAGGGGGCGAGAGGCGGCGGAGUGCUCGCAGGGCCGGCGGUGCUCGAUGGCGGGCGAGCGCUCAAUCAGGACUUAUCUGGGCCUGUACUGGAGCUUGGGAGGCAGCUCGAUGGGUGGCCCGCCGUGCCAGGUCGGGUGGGGGCUCGGACGAUCGUGUCCCCCCUGGGGCUCUGGGCCGUGGGGUGUCGAGAACGGAGCGCCAGGGGUCGCUGCUUCGGGACGCGCGAGUGGCGCUCGGUGGCGUCAGUGCGAUUGCGAUCCCUCGAGCAGGGUUGGGCGGGGACAGUCGAGUUCACGGGCCGAGCAAGACGCCAGACGCGCCCACAAAUUAG